Messenger RNA from Aspergillus campestris IBT 28561, 1230 nucleotides. Its product is annotated as queuosine 5'-phosphate N-glycosylase/hydrolase. NCBI's taxonomy places the organism in Eukaryota, Fungi, Ascomycota, Eurotiomycetes, Eurotiales, Aspergillaceae. The record is from RefSeq and is a predicted model, not a curated record. The coding region runs from base 1 to 1230 and encodes 409 amino acids. The transcript is spliced from 3 exons.
AUGUCCGACGAUGAAGCAGACCCCGAGUUGCUCGCCCUCCUUCGCAAAUCCCUGGGGUUAGGCAGUGGUCCAGCCAAUCCAAGAGCGGCAGAGACAAAGGUCCUGGAAAAUGCCCAAUACGUCUUCGACAAUGCCGUCGAUGUCGCAUUGAGUCCCACCAAAACAAAGGAGGCCGCGGAGACCAUCUGGCGCCUGAUGCAGAAGAAGGAAUACUCGACGGAAACCUGGUCCGAUCAUGAGCUACACCCGCAAGCGAAGGACGAGGCCACGGUCGCGUUCAUCUUCACCAUGGAUCUGCUCAAUUUCAGCUUCUGGUCCGAACUUCCCGAGGCCGAACGGUUUGCGAUCGACUAUCGCGGGAGACGCUGGACCGGGUACUGGAGCUUGGUGGCCGCUCUGCAGAGAGCGUUGGAUGAAGGGAUCCCAAUUACGGACCCCGAAUUCUGGGUGAACGAGGAGGCGUGCCCCGACGAGAAGCUCCAGCAUGUCUUUCGGUCCGCGACGGAAGAGCCGAUCCCUCUGUUCCGAGAACGAGUGGACUGCCUGCGCGAGGCCGGACGGGGUUUGUGCAAGGACUUUGAGGGCAGUUUCUUGAACUGCAUCUACAACGCCAACUAUUCAGCGGCGGCCCUCGUCAAUAUCCUGACGGAGUCAUUCUCCUGCUUCCGUGACGAGACAUCCUUCCAGGGUCGCAGGGUUCGACUGUAUAAGCGAGCGCAGAUCCUCGUUGCCGAUCUGUGGGCGUGCUUCAACGGUGAGAGCUUCGGCGAAUUCCACGACAUUGACAAGAUCACCAUGUUUGCCGACUACCGAAUCCCCCAAAUCCUCCACCAACUCGGCUGUCUGGUCUACUCUCCGCCGUUGACCAGCCACAUUCGGGACCUCAAGCCGCUGCCCCACGGUUCGACCUGGGAAGUCGAGCUCCGUGCCACCAGCGUCUGGUGCGUCGAGCUCAUCCGCCGUGAGAUCGAACAAAAACACCCCGGGUCGCAGUUUCGAACGACGCGCCAGGGAUCGGUGGACAAAUCCAAUACCCUGUCGCCGGAGGACGACCCCGCGAGGAUGUGCUCGACCCAGAAGCACUUCAGGCAGAAGAGCGUCCAAGAGCACAAGACCUCGAACGUGAACGCCGUCCUCAUCGACUUCUUCCUGUACGACACCAUGAAAGAAAUCGAGGCCGACGGACAGGAGUCGAUUCCCCACCACCGCACCAGAAGCAUCUGGUACUGA